AAUUCCCAUGUUAUCCACAACACCUGAAUGCACCAAUAUCAACAGCGUCUCUGAUCAAAUGGGUGUGUAUGAACUGCGCAUGUGCAUGACCGAGCUAAAUCAGAAGCAAAAGUCGGGUUUAUACAGGGGGUUCUCAUCAGAAACACGGAAAUAAAAGAGUCAUGUCAGGGUUUCUGGACGGAAUCCGGUGCGGAGACUGCGAGUGCAAUGUGGACUGGGGAGAAAGAAGAAACUCCAUCGCAUCUGUAGCUGCUGGAGUUUUGUUCUUCACUGGUUGGUGGAUCAUCAUCGAUGCAGCAGUGAAAUAUCCUGACGAGGGACAGUUUCAUCAUGCCUAUCACACUUGUGGAGUGAUCGCUACAGUGGCCUUUCUCAUGAUAAAUGCUGUUUCAAACGGUCAAGUGAGAGGAGACAGCUACAGUGAAGGCUGCAUUGGACAGACAGGCGCUCGAGUGUGGCUCUUCAUUGGCUUCAUGCUAGCCUUUGGCUCCCUCAUCGCCUCUAUGUGGAUCCUGUUUGGAGGAUUUGUAGUGCCUCAAAAGCCUGUCGUGUACCCCGGUAUUGCCAUUUUCUUCCAAAAUGCGUUCAUUUUCUUUGGGGGCUUGGUCUUCAAGUUUGGACGUACAGAGGAUCUGUGGCAGUAAUGGACUCUGUGUCUCCAUGUCCACUGUUUAUACACUCUGCUUUCUAUAUUGUAUGAGACAAUAUGCUUUAGUAGUUAUUUACUUUUUUAGCUUUCAAAUUAACAUGUUUAAUUUAUAUUGUUUGCUGUAUAAUGGUUAAAUCAUAACACAUUUUUCAGAGGUUCCUUUUAAAGUUUUGAAUAUUUUCUGUGUAUUUGCACUCAACUUUGUAGCCAUGUUUGUUAUAAUGGUUUACAACUUGUGUAUAACAAAAUGUGUAUUUUGGGAGCUUUACUUCUCUGAACUGUCCACAUCUACUUUAGGUAUUCUUACUCGUAUAACAUACUUUUAAUUUGAACAGUCUUUUAAGUGGAAACAGCAUAAAUUAUUAUGGUACAACAUAUCAUUGAGGGUGAUGCUUCAUUAUACUGUACACAUUAACUGAAUGUAACCAUAUGGGGUUGUUUGUAUUUUUGCAGUCGUCUGGAUUUAUUGUUGACGUUUGAGAAGCUCACACUGCUGACAUGAAGCUGACAAAGGUUUCUCAACUGCAAUAUGUGGAGAUUUGUAUUUGAUUGCAACACUCACCCAUCUGCUUGUAUAACAUCCAAACCACGAGGUCAGUUUCUGACGAUCAUGGCAGCAUUAAACGGCAACAUACUGCGCAGUAAA
Messenger RNA from Cottoperca gobio, 1295 nucleotides. RefSeq names its product transmembrane protein 50A (gene tmem50a). The transcript has 7 exons. The record is from RefSeq and is a predicted model, not a curated record. Bases 162 to 644 code for a protein of 160 amino acids. NCBI's taxonomy places the organism in Eukaryota, Metazoa, Chordata, Actinopteri, Perciformes, Bovichtidae.